This is a messenger RNA of Ascochyta rabiei, 234 nucleotides long. RefSeq lists its product as uncharacterized. The transcript has a single exon. NCBI's taxonomy places the organism in Eukaryota, Fungi, Ascomycota, Dothideomycetes, Pleosporales, Didymellaceae. The record is from RefSeq and is a predicted model, not a curated record. The coding region runs from base 1 to 234 and encodes 77 amino acids.
AUGGCUAGAGGACGACGUAAUCUCUGUUUACCUACAAGUGAUAUAGACAAGCUACCCCCUUACAAUUGUCAGGCGCUGGGCCCGGAGGUACCUCUGCCAGUCUUGGCGAGCUACCAUGGGGCUAGUCAGCCCGGACUAUAUAAAGGUGUCAAUACACCUGCUAUCCUCUUCAACCCUAUCCUCCCUCGUGAUCGCCUUGUACACUCUUUACAACAAUAUGUGAGGUCGCUGUAG